Molecule: messenger RNA, 4523 nt
Organism: Mycena citricolor
Lineage: Eukaryota; Fungi; Basidiomycota; Agaricomycetes; Agaricales; Mycenaceae
Source: the annotation of a GenBank genome assembly
GCUUCUCGUGCGCCGUCCGCUGCUUCGACUUCCCAUGGAAAAAGGGCGGUUCUUACACACAGCCGUAACACAGCGUCAGACGGACAUGGCUAGUGUCGUACAAUACAUACAGUACACACACCCUUCCUUCUUGGGUCUCCUUGCCCUCCCUCCCUCCCUCCCCCCGCCUCUAUCUACGCUGCGCCUCCUAAACUUAAAAGUAGCGAUUAUCACCACCCCUGUGAACUUUCCGGCUCUCGCUAAGCUAUUGACGUGUCCAGAGGGGGGAUAACCGCGCACACGCACCGGACCCUUUUCUCCGACGGGAAUUCCCGUGUCUGGCCCCACGCACCCCCACCUCCCAAGAACCAUUCCCUCCGUCGCGGCUUCUGUCUCGCCAGCAUCAGCAUGCCCGUCCGCACGCACCGACACCAGCUUUCGGACCCGUUCGCGCAGGUGCUGCAGCCGCCCGAGAACGAGACGCCUGCGGAGCGGCAGGCCCGUGUCGAGCGUGAGCAGGAGGAGAAGCGCGUGAGCGAUCAGAUCGACGAGGAGCUGCGCAAGGAGCGCGGCGAGCUCAAGAAACGCGCGAAGAAGGAGGCCCGUGUGCUUCUGCUGGGCCAGAGCGAGAGCGGGAAGAGCACCGUGCUCAAAAACUUCAGGCUGGCCUACGCCCCAGCCCAGUUCAAGGCGGAGCUGCUCGCAUGGCGCGCGGUCGUGCAGCUCAAUCUCAUGCAGAACGUCAUCACCAUCCUCGACAUACUCGAAGACCGCCUCGCCGCCGAUCCAUCGAUGCCCCUUGCCGGUACGGGCUCCGGUGCGCAUCCUCAUCCCCAUCCGCCACUACCACCACCAUCACGGCCCACGCAGUCGACGGCACGCGCGUCGAUCGACUCAACGGCACCCGAGCGCCUGGAAUCCGCCGCCGCGGCCGUCACGCUGACGCAGAAACACCGCAUCCUCACGCUGCGCCUCUCGCCGCUGCGCAAGGUCGAGGAGGACGUGCGCCGGCGACUCGGCGCGGACGACCCCGAGUGGGCGUUCGACACAUCGGGCGGUGCGCUGCCAGGGGCGCUCCCCACCGCCUUCGACACGCGGAAGCGCGAGUUCGGCGUGCGCGGUUGGAUCGGUGCCCUGGGCCUGGGACUCGGCUCCGGGGGCGGGAGCGGCAGCGGGAAGAAGGGCGCCGCGGCGGAGGGCGAGGGGACCGUCGACGAGACGACGGGUGUGCUGGCGUCGCUGCGCGAUGACAUCGUGGAGCUGUGGGCGGAUGCGGAUAUCCAGCAACUGUUGCGGGCGCGGAAGAUCAGCAUGGAAGACCACCCCGGAUUCUUCCUGGCGGAUACGGCGAGGAUUGCCGUGCGCGAUUACGUUCCGUCGAAUAACGAUGUCGUGCGAGCGAGGCUAAGGACGCUCGGGGUGCAAGAGUGGAGGAUAACGCUUGAGACUACGAGCGAUUCUUUUGGCGCGGAAUGGGUCAUUUACGAUGUCGGCGGGUCUAGAUCCAUGCGACAUGCGUGGCUGCCUUACUUUGACUUUAUGAACGCCAUCAUCUUCCUCGCUCCAAUAUCGUGCUUCGACGAACGACUUGCCGAAGAUCCUUCGGUGAACAGACUGGAAGAUUCUCUCCUCCUCUGGCAUGCCAUCAUCUCCUCGAAGCUGCUUGGCGAGACAACCUUGAUUGUAUUCCUGAACAAGUGUGAUUUGCUGAAGAGGAAACUCCAGAACGGCGUGCGCGUGAACAAAUAUAUGAUCAGCUUCGGUUCGCGGGAGAACGAAGUCGGCGCAGUCGUGAAAUAUCUGAAGGACAAAUUCAAAGACAUGGCCCGGAGCCAAUCUGCUGUAUCCCGCCCGAUUUAUCUUCAUGCUACAUCCGUGACGGAUACGAAAGCGACGGCUGUGACAUUGAGCGUUGUCCGCGACGGGAUUGUCCGAGACCACUUGAAGAACGCGGAGCUUGUUUAGACUGCCGGUUUAGUUGAACAUUUACUCACAUGAUAGGGUUCGUUUUUGUUUCUAUGUUUGGAUUAUCUAGGACACGGCGUGGGUAUGCAGUAAAUAUAUACACAUAUAUAUACAUAUACUCGACUCAGUAUAUGCACGCAUUGAUGACCGCUUUGGCCUCAUCCCGAACGAGCAUCUGCACAGGGACUUUGCCCGCCCUCUUCAGCUCCCGCGUCAUCUCCGGACUGAGCCGAGGCACCGUCCCCUGCUCCGGCUGACUGUCCGGUCUGCCCAGCGCGAUGUCCGCGUCGAAGAUGCACACGCUCUCGAGCGCCCGCGCACGGACCAGCUCGAACAGCGCCUCGCGCGCGAGAUGGCCGUGCCGGAAGCCGUACGCGAGCGACCGGAGCAGCGGGCAGUAUGCGUCCUGCAGUCGUUGCAGCGACGCGAAAAGCUUCGCUGCGCCGUGGUGCGUGCGCGUAUCCGUGUCCAGCAGCACGAGAGCGGUCGUGCUCGACAAACGGCCGAAAACGGGCAACAGCUCGGACGGGUGUUGCGAGAGACUGAACAGCGCGAGGUGAGUCAGCUUGUCCAGUGGGUUGCGGUCGAGGAAGCGGGUGAUGCACUCGCGUGAUACGCUUGGAUUUUCGAUAGUCAGUCUUUCAAGCACCGGCGCGUGGAGGUAGUCGAGCAGGAUGGGAUUGCUUAUGUACAGGCGCCGGAGCCGGUGAAGUUCAAUCGCAGGGCUCGGUGGCGGUGCAUUGUGGAACACGUUGCUCGGCUGCACGUCGUCCCAGAAGGCGAGUGUGGCGUCUUCCAAGCCCGGACAUCCGAGGAGCACGUCGAAGUGCUCGUCAUACGAUAAACACUUGGCGCGGUACCGCGUGAGGCCCGUCCACGACAUCCUUAGCCCCGCGGACAGCACGAGCGGGAACGCCGGCGGUGCGAGCGCCACCGCGCGGAGGCAGGGCGCGGAUGUCAGGUAGUCUGGCACCGGGAGCGUGUAGCUGCGGCCCAAAAUCCGCAGCGCGACCAGCGCGUCAAGCUUGCCCGCCACGCCCCGCAUCCACGUCAGCGAAGUAUCUCCCGAAUGGCUGAAAUCGAGCGUCAGGGUCCGCCAGUGGCGGCAGGCGUCGACGAGCUGCGGGACGACGGGGAGAAACCCGCGCGUGCUAUUGGACAGGUACACGUCCAGCUGCGGCGGAUUCGCGCUCUUCACGGUAUGCUCGAGCUGCCACUCGAGCCGCUUCAGGUCCUUGUGGUGCCAUGAAGGCGGCAGCACCAGCGCAGACCACAAACUCGGUGUACCACGCGCGAUGCCGCGCCAUUUUCGACACACGCGCACCAGAACAAAGCAGGGCCGGACCCGGAGACUCGUCUCAACAUCGUCGUCGAUGCUGACAACGGGAGACGCCAUCUCGAAUAUCAGCGCCAGGAUCUCGACCGGGAUGAGACGGACUGGGGAUAGCACGGCCGUGUACCGCCGGAUGCGCUUCUCGAGUCUUGUUCGCCGGUCGUUGAGAUCCCGUCUAAUCUGCUGGUUCCGUUCGCGCUUGGAUGCAAGCAGGACAUCUUCUAGCACGGCAUCGAGCUCGUCAAUUGCGUCUAGGAUCGAUUCCACGUCUGCUGGGCCGGGCGCGUCGUUCGAAACCAGCAGGUGCGCGAACGGGGCCUCGAUUCUAGCGUGGUCGCUUAUGGGAGCAUCGGUGGCUACUAAGGCACUGGACUUCGGAGUCGGCACUAGGAACCGCUGAGGGAUAUUGUAUGCGGGCUUGGGCUUCGAUUUGGACUUGGCCAUAGAGGACCGGGGAACAAGCGCGGUUGUGGUGCGGAGGAAGGCGCAACACGUGUCCAUUGGUGGGACACGAGCAUCCAUCCAUCAGUACAUCAGUAGAUCCAUCAAGAUGGUGAAGAAGAAGUCAACAUGGACCGAUAAACAGUGAUUUAUUCGCGUCUAACAAUUUAUUCCGGAGCGUAUCUAUAACCGACUCCCAAAAUUUCCAGCCUACUCGCAGAAGCUGACGUACCGCCAAGUUGACGUUCGCAGCCGAGCAGCCGACCUGAACGAAGGUGUCGCUGGGUUGGUGGAACGCGGUGCCACAGCUGGGCCCGGUGCAGUCAGCUCCCGCACCGUCACAGCCGCCCCAGUAUCCGAAACCAGUGGUGACGGAGAACGCGUGGGGCGGGAUGAGGGUCAGAUCCGUGCUGGAAAAGCCCCCCGCGAGCGUCGUCUCGACCAUCAAGCAGUUUUCACCGUUGAAGCCACAGCCACCUGCGUAGAUGUAUCAGCUGGGUUCCGUGCAUCGAAGAGCCGGGGCCAGGGACAUACCGGUCUGGAGGUAAGCGAUGGCACCGUUGAUAGGGCCGCCGUGAGUCCAGGAGCCGCCGGUGGAGACGAUUCCACCGUUGAGGAUGAGGGUCGGGGUUCCGAAGCCACAGCUGUAAUCGGGUCAGCUACUGCUCGAACGAAUCGACUGGCAUGCAGAGCACGCACUUGUUGACCAAGUUGAUCGUGUGCUGCUCCGCGCUAACGGUGGUGACGGCCGCAGCCAUGAUAGCAAGGGAAGCAAGGAAACCGAACAUCGUGCAGAUAGAACAGG